This is a messenger RNA of Rhodamnia argentea, 1299 nucleotides long. Its product is annotated as protein NRT1/ PTR FAMILY 3.1-like. The record is from RefSeq and is a predicted model, not a curated record. The coding region runs from base 1 to 1299 and encodes 432 amino acids. The transcript has 5 exons. Gene Ontology annotation, molecular function: transmembrane transporter activity. Lineage: Eukaryota; Viridiplantae; Streptophyta; Magnoliopsida; Myrtales; Myrtaceae. Gene Ontology annotation, biological process: response to auxin; transmembrane transport. Gene Ontology annotation, cellular component: plasma membrane.
AUGAGCGUGAUGAGCCCCAAGAGGCUAAUGAAGAUGGCAAGGAAGUGGGAAAAACCAGCUUCCGGCAGGAAAAGAAUUUCGCAUCCGGGAGAUAAUGUGGAGGUGAAUUCAUCAUUAGCACCAGAGAAGGGGCAUUUUGUCAUCUACGAGUCCGAUGGAGGGCAUUUCACUAUUCCUUUGCAGUGUUUCCGUAGCAACAUCUUCCAAGAGCUCUUCAAGAUGUCUAAAGAAGAGUUUGGUUUGUCCGGGGACGGCCCUAUCACCAUGCCCCGUGAUGCUGCUUCCAUGGAGUACAUAGUAUCGUUCAGUCUUCACUACCCAAUCAUCCAUUUACUAGAACGUUUUGAUGGUCAAAGAUGGGUGACCUCAUUGACUGCUCGCCCCGUCCAUUGUUGGGUGAGGUUGAGGCUCGCCCUUGCUAGUGGCAAGGGGAAAAAGGUAUCAGAAAUGGAGGAGGAAGGAAGCCAGGGAAGAGGAAGGAAAAAGGGAGGGAUCGUCACCAUGCCCUUCAUUUUCGCAAACGAGGUCUGCGAUAAACUGGCGGUGGUGGGUUUUAACCUGAACAUGAUAAGCUACUUGACGACUCAACUCAACAUGCCGAUUACAAAAGCAGCCAACACCCUCACCAACUUUGACGGCGCCUACACCUUCACGCCACUGAUCGGUGCUUUCAUCGCUGACGCCUAUGCCGGGCGCUUCUGGACCAUCACGGUCGCCUCCAUUAGCUAUUUCGCUGGAAUGGCCUAUUUGACCCUAUCCGCGGUGCUCCCCCAGCUGAGGCCGCCCCUACUCAAGGACGACCAAGUGUGCCAAGAAGCCAGUGGCGGCCAGCUCGCCGUCCUCUACGCGUCUCUCCUGCUCACAGCCCUCGGGACUGGCGGGAUCCGCCCCAGCGUGGUCGCCUUCGGGGCAGACCAAUUCGAGCUGACCGAUCCAAAACAGUCCACCAAGACGUGGAACUACUUCAAUUGGUACUACUUCGUGAUGGGGGUGUCUAUAGUGGUGUCGGUGAUGGUGCUUGUUUAUAUCCAGGACAACAUCGGAUGGGGAUGGGGUCUCAGGAUCCCGACCAUCUUAAUGUUCCUCUCGUUAGUUGCUUUGAUCGGCAGGUACCCGCUGUACCGGAUGGUGGAUCCGGCGGGUAGCCCGUUUACUCGGUUGUUGCAGGUUUGCGUGGCUUCGUUUAGGAAGAGGAGGUCAGGGACGGUCACGGAUUCUGCAUUGUUGUACGAGAAUGAAGAGCUUGAUGCCCCAAUUUCCCUCGGAGGGAAGCUAGUCCACACCAAGCAUAUCAAGUAA